AUGAACAAUCUCUCUCUCCUCCUAAGCUCCAGUGAGGACGAUAACAACGAGCAGCAGCUCCAGCUGCUCAGACCAGCGAGCGGCGAACAGCAAACCCCGGCGAAGGUAAGAACAUUCUUCAGCUUCUCCGGCGAACUCAUCUAUCUUCCCCGGCGACCAGUCCAGAAGAGAGACGACAGUGCUACUGUGUGUCGCCGGAGAUCAACCAGAUCUGGCCGGAAAAUCGCUGCUGGGACCUUUCUUGCAGAUCCUUUAUCAGUUUUCUAUUAUAGUUCUGACCUGAGCUGCAUCUUUAGUGUAUUUCUGUGUAGACCUUACUGUGUUUGCAGUUUAGUUCUAGUGGAUUUGGUAUCUGAUGGUGGUAGUGAGUCAUGUCCUCGGUUGAGGCCGAGGUCGAGGGAUAAGAGAGGUAAGGGGGUUACGGGUUCUCUUAACGUGAGGGUAGGAUCUUGGAACAUAGGUUCGUUGACGAGGAAGUCCAUAGAGCUAGUGAAAAUUCUCAAGAGGAGAAAAAUAAAUAUAGCUUGUGUCCAAGAGACUAGAUGGGUAGGCGCCAAGGCUCGGGAUGUUGAUGGGUUUAAGUUGUGGUACUCAGGAGGGUCAAGGGAUAGAAAUGGAGUGGGUAUUUUAGUAGACGGGGAUUUGAGGGAGCAAGUGGUGGAGGUUAGGAGGAUCAAUGAUAGGCUGAUGACGAUUAAGCUAGUCAUUGGAGGAAGUACUUUGAGUGUUAUUAGUGCUUAUGCCCCUCAAGUGGGCUUGGACGAGGAGGCCAAAAAGCGCUUUUAUGAGGAUUUAGAUGAGGUAGUUAGAGGUAUACCAAAUACCGAGAAGAUUGUCAUUGGUGGUGAUUUUAAUGGCCACAUCGGGGCAACUUCUAGUGGAUUUGAUGAUGUUCAUGGAGGCUUUGGUUUUGGGGAGAGAAAUGGAGGUGGAACUUCGCUUCUAGACUUUGCUAAGGCUUUUGAGUUGGUGAUUGCGAACUCAUGCUUUCCGAAGAAGGAGAACCACUUGGUUACCUUUCGUAGCCCAGUAGCUAAGACCCAGAUAGAUUACUUACUCCUCAGGAAGGGUGAUAGAGGUCUCUUUAAAGACUGCAAGGUCAUCCCAAGUGAAAACCUCACUACCCAACACAAGCUUUUGGUGAUGGACCUGAAGAUUAAGAGGGAUAGGAGGAGGAAGAUGAUACCUGAUCGACCGAGGAUUAAAUGGGGUGGGUUGACCCCUGCCCUUUCUCAGGAGAUGGGUGAUGAGCUGAUGGGGAUGGGGGCCUGGAGUGGUAGCGGGGAUGCGGACAACAUGUGGAAUAAAGCAGCUAGUUGCAUUAGGGAAGUUGCUUCUAAGGUGUUAGGGGUGUCAAUGGGUAAAUUUGGAGGCCAUAAAGGAGAUUGGUGGUGGAAUGGGGAAGUCCAAGGUAAAGUGGAAGCGAAGAAGGCUGCAUACAUAAAAUUGGCGGAGUGCGUAGACGAGGAAGAGAAGCGGACGCUUAAGAAAGUCUAUAAGACGACAAAGACAGAAGGUAAGUUAGCUGUUACGAAGGCGAAGACGACAGCUUUCGAACGCUUGUAUGUCAAGCUGGGGGACAAAGGUGGGGAUAAGAAGUUGUAUAGGCUCGCAAAAGCAAGAGAGAGGAAGGCGCGCGACUUGGACCAAGUGAAGUGUAUCAAAUAUGAGGAAGGCAAAAUACUGGUGGAAGAGACCGCCAUCAAGCAAAGAUGGCGAAGCUACUUUCACAAACUUUUAAAUGAAAAAAGGUACGUUAGGUCCGAGGAGGUUAUACGGGCUAUUAGUAGGAUGAGUAGGGGAAGAGCGACCGGACCCGAUGAGAUUCCGGUAGAAUUUUGGAAGAGCAUGGACAAGGCGGGCAUAGAGUGGUUAACUGGGCUGUUUAAUGUUAUCUUUAAGACAACAAAAAUGCCUGAAGAAUGGAGGUGGAGUACAAUGGUUCCGUUGUAUAAAAACAAGGGUGAUAUCCAAAACUGUAACAACUACACGGACGAGUUGACGCGGUCUAUUCAGGAGAAGGUCCCAUGGUGUAUGUUAUUUGCGGAUGACAUAGUACUGAUUGAUGAGACGCGGGACAUAGUUAAUGCGCGGUUGGAGGUAUGGAGACAAACGCUGGAGUCCAAAGGGUUCAGGUUGAGUAAGACCAAAACAGAAUAUUUGGGGUGCAAAUUCAGUGAUGUGGUGGAUGAGACAGAUGUGGAAGUGAGACUUGCCGCACAAAUCAUUCCUAAGAAGGAAAGUUUUAAGUAUCUUGGGGCUCUUAUUCCAGAACUUUGUACGAAAAGUUCUCUGUAG
Molecule: messenger RNA, 2298 nt
Organism: Solanum verrucosum
Lineage: Eukaryota; Viridiplantae; Streptophyta; Magnoliopsida; Solanales; Solanaceae
Exons: 6
Coding region: 1-2298 (765 amino acids)
Biological process (GO): chromatin remodeling
Cellular component (GO): nucleus
Molecular function (GO): catalytic activity
Source: RefSeq, a predicted model, not a curated record